CUGACUAAUUAAUUAGCGCCUACUAAACUCGUUUGUUGGCUAGCAAAGUGGCAGGUGUUGUUUUAACAAUUUCUGGGCAUUUUAAACGGAUAUAAUAAACAAAUGGCAGAUGACGUAUUAUUUGAAUUUCUGCAUAUGGAGAUCGUUUCCUAUGUAGAACAAUCAGCAAAGAAAGAUGAAAAGGAUCGUUUGGUAGCUAAACUGGAGCAGAUGGGGUACAGAGUUGGCCAAAGUGUGGUAGAACGCUUAACUAAGGACACCCCAAGAUUCUCGAGUGAAUUGGACAUCAUUAAAUUCAUUUGUAAAGACUUUUGGUCCAGCAUCCUCAAAAAACAGGUUGACAAUCUUAGAACAAACCACCUGGGUGUCUAUGUUCUGCAAGACAACAAAUUCAGGUUUCUUGUCCAGCUGUCAGCUAGCAAGCAAUAUCUGGAAGCAGCACCAAAGUAUUUAGCAUUUACAUGUGGUCUGGUGCGUGGAGCUCUAGCCAACGUGGGACUGAAUUGCAUUGUCACAGCGGAAGUCAGCAAUAUGCCAGCAUGUAAAUUCCAAAUCAUGAUCCAGAGGUCAUAGCCACUGAUGAGGACAACUGUAGCUACAGUUUGCCAUCAUACAAGAUGAGACCAAAAUGGUAUGGUCACUGUAACAGCCCUCAGUGGCUGAGUAAGCUUCCCCAUUCCAUGUAUUCAGGGUAAGGCUACAGUGAAUUAACCAAAUCAAUGUCUCAAAGGACUUGCUGUCCAUAGGAUAUUCUGAUGUAUUAUUGAUCUGAAAAUUAUGCAUUUUUAAGUAGGAGCAUGCUUCAGCGAAAGCUUGAUUUGGUUUUUCAUGGUGGCAUAAAUGGUUGGGAUUUAAAAAGCCUGUAGUGGCCUCCCAUAUUGUGACUGCAACACAGAAAAUUUCAAAUGAAAAUGAAUUACCACCUAUGAACUCUCAACUCCAAAGCACUACAGGCAUCCGAGAUUAAAUCUCCAAUUAGGCCUUAACUCUGCUGAAUCCAACCACAGUAGCCAUUAGUUGCCAACUUCUGUUGGAUUUUUCAUAUGCAAGCAGUAAAUGAAAAUCCAUUUGUUCUAGCUUUUGGAUGCUUGCCAAAUCCUCCAAAUCAAAGAUCGAGUUCAACAGAGAGUUGAAGAUAUUUGUGGUGGUAGUGUUAUCCAGUGUGAAAGUCCAUUAGUCUAAUUUUGAAAUGUGACUGAACCAACAGAAUAAAGGUCAGACAGUGUUCAUUUUAUCACUCCGUUUUAUUUGGAAUGCUUGUAUGUAAAUCACAUGUAAGUGUUUUUUUAAUCAUUGAACUUGGUGUCACAGAGCAUGUCCCAAUUUGCCACUUGGUUAACCAAGAGAGUCUACUCCAAUUCCAUGGUGCUGUUCACAUCAGCACAAAGAGGCUCUGUGCUACCACUAUACCCAGUACGGAGAUAUCCAUUGUUCCAUCACAACAAAUACUCCGGCAAAGAUUGAGCAAACUCUGUGCUGCCGCAUAUGCUACUUCAUGAAGUGAAGAUUGCUUCCAUUACAAUCGCAGAUUAUGUGCUAAACACGUUAGUGGACAGCACCAAAGUUGACCACAGUGAAAGAAAAGUUAAAUUAUGUACAAAAGUCAAUUCGUUUGCCCACAUCUCUCUCUAGAUGACUACAUUUGUAGUUCCUUAUAGGUAAUGAUUUACACAUAAACCUAGCAAAAUUUGGGAAUAGCAUCAGCAAUGUGAAGUCUAUCGUCGAAAAAUUAAGUCUGUGUAAAUAAACAACACAUUUACACCAAUGUACUGUAAAUAUAUAUAAACUGUAAAUUUAUUGUAAUAAUUGAUUAUAAAAUUGAAUUGUUUCGCUCAAGCCAUACUCUGUUUGUGUCAGUAUAUGUACAGCAUACAAGCCUGUCAAUUCAUAGCCAGGUUUCUGGUAGUCGAUAAUUUUGAUCCAUAAGUGCUAAGAUAUCGUUUUGACUUCUUGGAACCUGGCUUACAAUAUAGAUGGUUUCAGAAUCUAUAGUAUCCAUUGAGUAUUUAAUCAUGUGGAAUCAUUAAAACCCUAACCCCCUUAGUACUUCCUCAGGACUACCUUGCUUAAUCCAACAGAGUUCAACCGGACUUUCCUGCUCAAUCCACUGUGCCUCAUUUUCAGUUGUCUGCUGAAUCCAACAGAGUCCAACAUGGCGUUAUAAUGCGGUUCAGUUGCCUGCUGAAUCCAACAUUUUGCAUGAGGAAUGUACACAAGGGGUUAACUGCUCAAUCCAACAGGCUCCAUCGGGUAUGUGACAUAGUUGGAUCCUGCUGGAUUCAGCAGGGUUAGGGUUUUGAAUCAACAAAUAACAGUAAUUUUAGUGAAAUAUAAAUAACAUCAGUGAUCUUUCUUUGACCUUUACUUCCGGGGUUACUGUGAGUGGACAUGCAAAGAGAAAUGAUUAUAACUUGAAAAUGGAAAUGUUUUAUUACAGUUUAUACAAAUUAUACAAAUGCUUAAUGAGGCAUGGCAAACACAAAAGGCGGCAUUUUUUUUUAUUAAAAAAUAAUUGGUCAAAAUUUUACCAAAAUUCCCAUUAAAAUUGUGUAGACAAUAACAAAUUACUUUCCAAAGUUUCAGAUUGAUGAUGUCAUCAGACCAGAAAUUAUUAUAGGGAGAAUUAGAAAAAAAAUUCUCAUUUUCCCCUUUUUUUAAUCAAAAUCCAUCACUGAUUGUUACACAAGUAAUGAUGUCAUCGAACUGGAAAGUAUGUGUAAUCAAUACAUAUCCAUUAUAUGUGUAAUCAAUACAUAUCCAUUAUGUUCACGUAAUUUUCAUAUUUUUCGACAUUCUUUUCACUUUAUCUUGCUAAUGUAAUCUAUCUAAACUAAAUCCAUAUUCAUUCUACAUAUUUUAAGUGAUGUCAUCAUCAAACCGGAAGUAACAUGUUAUUAGAGUGUUGAUGAAAUCUAUUAAAUCCAAAGAGAUGCAUUUGUUCAAACUAAUAAAUGGUUUUAAACUGAAAAAAAUUA
Molecule: messenger RNA, 2975 nt
Organism: Patiria miniata (bat star)
Lineage: Eukaryota; Metazoa; Echinodermata; Asteroidea; Valvatida; Asterinidae
Gene: trappc6b
Product: trafficking protein particle complex subunit 6b-like
Exons: 5
Coding region: 103-573 (156 amino acids)
Biological process (GO): regulation of GTPase activity; endoplasmic reticulum to Golgi vesicle-mediated transport
Cellular component (GO): cis-Golgi network; TRAPP complex; trans-Golgi network
Source: RefSeq, a predicted model, not a curated record